Messenger RNA from Tauraco erythrolophus (red-crested turaco), 445 nucleotides. The record is from RefSeq and is a predicted model, not a curated record. Lineage: Eukaryota; Metazoa; Chordata; Aves; Musophagiformes; Musophagidae.
AUGCAACAGCAACAACAGCAACGUCGAAUGUUCACAGCUGCCCUCCUGGCACUUGUUUUCAUUCUGGCAGCUGUGAGUACCACCGAGGCUGGCAAAAAAGAGAAACCAGAGAAAAAGGCGAAGAAGUCCGACUGUGGGGAAUGGCAGUGGAGUGUCUGUGUGCCCACCAGUGGUGACUGUGGCCUGGGGACACGCGAGGGCACUCGCACAGGAGCGGAGUGCAAGCAAACCACCAAGACUCAGAAGUGUAAGAUUCCCUGCAACUGGAAGAAGCAAUUUGGAGCUGAAUGCAAAUACCAGUUCCAGGCCUGGGGAGAAUGUGACUUGAAUACUGCCUUGAAGACUCGAACUGGGAACCUGAAGAGAGCCCUUCAUAAUGCUGACUGCCAGAAGACCGUCACAAUCUCAAAGCCCUGUGGGAAGCUUACCAAACCGAAACCUCAAG